ACCGUGCCGGCGCUCCUCGCGCGGGGCCGUACCGCGUGCUUCGCCCCGCUCGGAGCAGGACCGGCGUCCGUGGAUGACCGCCAAUGUUAGCUGUGGGGCAGAUGGAUGCUAACCGGCAGAGCGCGUUCGUGCUGGGCAGCACGCCGCUGGCCGCGCUGCACAACAUGGCCGAGAUGAAGAGCUCUCUAUUCCCCUACGCCCUGCAGAGCCCCUCCGGCUUCAAGGCGCCGGCCCUGGGCGGCCUCAACACGCAGCUGCCCCUGGGGACGCCGCACGGCAUCAGCGACAUCCUGGGGCGGCCCGUGGGCGCCGCCGGCAACCUGCUGGGCGGGCUGCCCCGCAUCAACGGCCUGGCAGCCUCGGCCGGGGUGUACUUCGGGCCCGCCGCCGUCUCCCGGUAUCCGAAGCCGCUGGCGGAGCUGCCGGGGCGGCCGCCUAUCUUCUGGCCGGGAGUGGUACAGGGCUCUCCGUGGCGGGACCCACGCCUCACCUGUCCCGCUCAGACGGGAAUGGUUUUGGACAAAGACGGGAAGAAGAAGCACUCGCGGCCGACUUUCUCGGGGCAGCAGAUUUUUGCUCUGGAGAAAACCUUCGAGCAGACGAAGUACCUGGCGGGGCCCGAGCGAGCGCGGCUCGCUUAUUCACUGGGGAUGACAGAGAGCCAGGUGAAGGUGUGGUUCCAGAACAGACGGACCAAGUGGCGGAAGCGGCACGCGGCAGAGAUGGCCUCGGCGAAGAAGAAGCACGACUCGGAGACGGAGAAGCUGAAGGAGAGCUCGGACAAUGAGGACGAUGAUGAAUACAACAAACCACUGGACCCCAACUCAGAUGAUGAGAAAAUUACGAGGCUAUUGAAAAAGCACAAAUCCACGAACCUCGCCCUCGUCAGCCCCUGCAGCACCAGCUCGGACACGUUGUGAGUGGUGCGGCUGGAUGUUGAAGUGGUGUAUUGUACAGCCCGAGAUGUAUGUGAAAUGUAUAUAUUUUUUACAGAAUAAGUUAUGAAAUUAUUUUCUUUCUCAUCGAUGUAAAUUUCAGAGGAAUCUUUACGACUUCUUGGUUUUCCUUUUAUGUCCCUUUCAGGUUCGCUCCUCUCUCUUUCAGCUAAUUCCUGCUCCUAACAAUCAGCGUUUGUCAACGUUUUGAAAGGAGCACAAAACCCCAGCGUGGCCACUUUGUACAUAGUGAACUUCAGAUUUUGUGAUGUAUAUUUCUAGUGUAAAAACGGCGUUUUCUUUCACUCCCUCCCUCUGCUCAGGGGCUUGGCGGUUUGAUUUCUUCUGCCUCCGGAUUUUAUGCUUAAUAAUAUCGAGAGGGGAAAAAAAAAAGCGAGAGAAAAAAAAAAAAGGACACCUGAUUUUAAAUUGGAUUAAUGCUGUCGUCUCCACACGGGUUGGAAAGACUUCGUAUAAAUCAAUAAAUUAUUUAACACG
This is a messenger RNA of Lagopus leucura (white-tailed ptarmigan), 1433 nucleotides long. RefSeq names its product NK6 homeobox 2 (gene NKX6-2). The coding region runs from base 84 to 920 and encodes 278 amino acids. The record is from RefSeq and is a predicted model, not a curated record. Gene Ontology annotation, cellular component: nucleus. NCBI's taxonomy places the organism in Eukaryota, Metazoa, Chordata, Aves, Galliformes, Phasianidae. The transcript is spliced from 3 exons. Gene Ontology annotation, biological process: cell differentiation; regulation of transcription by RNA polymerase II. Gene Ontology annotation, molecular function: DNA-binding transcription factor activity, RNA polymerase II-specific; RNA polymerase II cis-regulatory region sequence-specific DNA binding.